AUGCAACGAGUUAUUCCCCAGCGGGCACGCCGGUUAUGGGGUCAUGCACCACGCGUGCGGUCUUUCAAUCGCAGUCGAAGGACAUUCGCAACUGUCUCAGGCGCAGAACGCCCCUACGAUGUCAUAGUAAUCGGCGGCGGCCAUGCAGGCUGCGAAGCCUCCGCAGCAGCAGCCCGAUCCGGCGCACGCACUGCCCUCGUAACGCCUUCCGUUCACAACCUCGGCGUCUGCUCAUGUAACCCUUCCUUCGGUGGGAUCGGCAAAGGCACUAUGUUGCGCGAAAUCGAUGCACUAGACGGUGUUGUUGGGCGAAUCGUGGACAAAGCGGGUGUGCAAUUUCGAGUGCUAAAUAGGAAGAAGGGGCCUGCUGUCUGGGGACCACGGGCACAGAUCGAUAGGACUCUGUACAAGAAGUACAUGAAAGAGGAGAUGCUGGGGUAUAGCGGACUGAGUGUUGUGGAGGGGAGUGUGGCGGAUAUUAUCGUGGAUAGAACGCAAGAGGGGGAUGUUGGAGGAAAUGGAAGAUAUGGCAAGAUUACAGGCGUGAGGUUAGAAAGUGGGGAAAUAAUACCGACGGGGAAUGUGGUCAUUACCACGGGAACGUUUUUGGGGGGAGAAAUACACAUUGGUCUUGAAGCGUACCCGUCCGGGCGCAUGGGUGAGGCUGCGACAUUUGGACUAAGCAAGAGUCUGAAGGACGCUGGGUUUACGCUAGGGAGAUUGAAGACAGGGACGCCACCAAGGUUGGACGGGAAGACGAUCGAUUACAAGGUGCUGGAGGCGCAAGAGGGAGAUGAUCCCCCAAUGCCGUUCAGUUACCUUAACGAUCGCGUACAGGUCGAAGACCAACUGCUGAACCACGAAACACGAACAAACGAAGCGACACACGAUAUCAUACGAAAGAACCUCGACAAGUCAAUACACAUUCGCGAAACCGUCAAAGGGCCGCGCUACUGCCCCUCCCUCGAGUCAAAGGUCAUUCGUUUCGCGGACAAAACAUCGCACAUCGUCUGGCUUGAACCAGAAGGCUUCGAUGACGAUACUAUAUACCCGAACGGUAUAUCAUGUACGGUUCCCGCCGACGUGCAAAUCGCGAUGUUGAAAACGAUACGCGGGCUCGAGAACAUGACGAUGCUGCAGCCGGGAUACGGUGUCGAAUACGAUUACGUCGAUCCACGACACUUGCGGUCUACGCUUGAAACAAAGAACAUCUCUGGCUUGUUUUUAGCAGGACAAAUUAACGGUACAACCGGAUACGAAGAAGCAGCAGGCCAGGGCGUCAUUGCAGGCAUAAACGCGGGGCUCAGAAGCUUAGGCAAAGAUCCGCUGGCUCUGACAAGAGCAGAUGGAUACAUUGGAAUUAUGAUCGAUGAUCUAAUCACCAAAGGCGUCUCCGAGCCCUACAGGAUGUUCACAUCCCGCUCUGAAUACCGCAUGUCUGCGCGCGCCGACAACGCUGAUACACGACUCACCGCUAUGGGUCGCGCAGCAGGUGUCGUUGGCGACAAGCGAUGGACAGCCUUCGAGCGUGAAGCGAAUGAAAUGGCCGAACUCUCCAAAGUCCUGCAAGAAAAGACUCUGGGCUGGACAGACUGGAAUAAAGCUGGCUUCUCCGUCCGCAACGACAGUACCAAACGCUCAGCCUACGACCUCCUCCGUCUCCCAGCCACUACACCCUCUUCGCUCGCCCACAUCCUCCCUACCAUCUCCCAAUACUCACAGCGCGUACAAGACCGCGUCCACAUAGAAGCCACAUACGCUCCCUACGUAGCCUACCAAACCACCUCACAAGCACGCUGGCUCCGAGACGAGAGCCUCAAGCUACCAGAAGAUCUAGAUUACGAGAGCAUAUUUGGACUGAGUUUCGAAGAGAAGCGCGCGUUGGAAGUUGCGCGGCCAGAGAGCGUGGGCAUGGCGCGACGAGUCGAGGGUGUCACGCCUACUGGUGCACUACGGUUGCUGCAGUACGUCAAAGGUGCUGGUAGGGAAGAGCGGAACGCUCGCAUCAAGGAGGAAGUGGAGAUGCGAAAGGCAAAAUAUAUGAACGCUACGCCUAGUUUGGGCGUAGAAGGCUUGUAG
Molecule: messenger RNA, 2079 nt
Organism: Cucurbitaria berberidis CBS 394.84
Lineage: Eukaryota; Fungi; Ascomycota; Dothideomycetes; Pleosporales; Cucurbitariaceae
Product: GIDA-domain-containing protein
Exons: 2
Coding region: 1-2079 (692 amino acids)
Biological process (GO): tRNA wobble uridine modification; tRNA methylation
Cellular component (GO): cytosol
Molecular function (GO): flavin adenine dinucleotide binding
Source: RefSeq, a predicted model, not a curated record